Messenger RNA from Engraulis encrasicolus (European anchovy), 795 nucleotides. Its product is annotated as troponin I, fast skeletal muscle-like. Gene Ontology annotation, biological process: skeletal muscle contraction; cardiac muscle contraction. The transcript has 8 exons. Lineage: Eukaryota; Metazoa; Chordata; Actinopteri; Clupeiformes; Engraulidae. The record is from RefSeq and is a predicted model, not a curated record. Gene Ontology annotation, cellular component: troponin complex. The coding region runs from base 30 to 641 and encodes 203 amino acids.
CUUAUAAAUAAGACCUGAGUUGUGCCUUGAUGCCAGAGUUCUCCUCCUCUGCCCUUGAACCUCCACCAUCCAGUGAUUCUUGCCCUAGUUUCUCAUCAGGAGAAAACCACAAAAAAGCCAACAUGUCAGAACACCACAAGAAGAUGACAUCAAGCCGCAAGCAUCACCUCAAGAGUGUAAUGCUGGCAAUUGCGGAAAAGCGUAUGGAGCAGGAGAAACUUGACAUCAUAGCAGCCAAGGAGGCCUACCUGAAUGAGCACUGUCCAGCCCUCAGCCUGCCCAGCAGCUUGGAGGAGCUUCAGAAAAUCUGCAAAGAGCUUCAUCAAAAGAUCGACAAAGUUGAUGAGGAGAGAUAUGACACUGAUCAAACGGUCACCAAGGGACAAAAAGCGAUUGACGACCUUAACAUCAAGGUAGUAGAAUUGAAGGGUAUGAAGAAGCCAGCGCUGAAGAAAGUGCGUAUGUCCGCUGACCAGAUGCUGCAUGCCCUGCUGGGCUCCAAGCACAAGGUCACUAUGGAUCUGAGGAGCAACCUGAAGCAGGUCAAGAAGGAGGUCAAGGUUGAGGAGGCUGGUGACUGGCGUGCAAACAUUGAGGACCAGAAGGACAGGAAGAAGAUGUUUGAGGGCGCUGAGGCAUAAACAGAUUGAAGUGCAUCAAGAUGCUGCACUUCCAUCUGAACGGUUGGAUGGCAGAACUGAACAGAAGAGAUGGAUGGCAGAACGCUGGAUGUGUUGGGACAAGAGGCUUUUUUUUCUUAUGUAGCCAGUGUUCAAUAAAGGCUUUUUAACUUUA